UGCAUCACAAACGAUAUACAUACUAUCACCGCAAAGACAGCAGCACAAUGGCAGCAGCAGCAGUCCAGCUCCCUACGACCGGCAACGUCCACCCCUUCGCCGACGCCACUCCGUCCCUCCCCCCGCAGACUGCAUCGACCUCCCAGCCCGCGACGCAGCGCCCGCACGACGUGCAAACCACCCUCAACUACAUCCAAGAAGUCGCGGACGGGUCGCAUCUCCGCCCGACGUACGCAAACCAGCCGCAGACCUUCCAGCGCCCGUUCGUGAAAGUCCCGACCACGAUCCACGACGUGAGUGGCCGCGAGGCCGAGUACACGCUGGACGGGGCUGGAUUCCAGUUCCACCGCCACGUCAGUGCCGAGACGGAGUUUGUGGAUGAGGCGCAGAUCCACCGGGUGUAUUAUCCAGAGGUGGAUGCGUUGAUUAAAGAAGUAACCGGGGCAACCCGCACCUUCAUCUUUGACCAUACCAUCCGUCGUCCCACGCGCGAGAGCAGCAACAGCAGCAGCAGCAGCGCCCUCCGCUCCCCCGUCUUCCAAGUCCACAUCGAUCAGUCCUUCCCCGCCGCCCUCGAGCGGGUCCGCUUCCACCUCCCCGACGAGGCCGACGUCCUCCUGCAGGGCCGCUACCAGAUCAUCAACGUGUGGCGGCCCCUGAAGCCCGUCCGUCGCGACCCGUUGGCCCUCGCCGCCGCCCACACCGUCGCCGACGCCGACCUGAUCCCCAUCAAGCUCAUCUACCCCCACCGCGAGGGGGAGACCUACAGCGUGCGCGCCAAUCUGGCUACGAAGUGGUACUACCGGCACGCGCAGACCCCCGACUGGGUCACCCUCAUCAAGUGCUACGAUAGCAAGACGGAUGGGCGGGCCCGGCGUGUGCCGCACAGCGCCUUUGAGAUUCCCGGGACGGAGCACGAGGAGCCCAGGGAGAGUAUUGAGGUGCGGGUCUUGGUGUUUACCCCGGAGGAUCGGGAGUAA
This is a messenger RNA of Aspergillus saccharolyticus JOP 1030-1, 980 nucleotides long. RefSeq lists its product as uncharacterized. The transcript is spliced from 2 exons. The record is from RefSeq and is a predicted model, not a curated record. NCBI's taxonomy places the organism in Eukaryota, Fungi, Ascomycota, Eurotiomycetes, Eurotiales, Aspergillaceae. Bases 48 to 980 code for a protein of 310 amino acids. Gene Ontology annotation, molecular function: oxidoreductase activity.